Messenger RNA from Rhizoctonia solani, 1944 nucleotides. Its product is annotated as Zinc finger, CCHC-type. Bases 1 to 1944 code for a protein of 647 amino acids. The record is from RefSeq and is a predicted model, not a curated record. The transcript is spliced from 7 exons. Lineage: Eukaryota; Fungi; Basidiomycota; Agaricomycetes; Cantharellales; Ceratobasidiaceae.
AUGCCUCUUUCGCGUGAGCCCCACGACGAGCCGCGAUCCAACAUGCAACUAUCAGCUCCAAGUUGGACCUCUUCGUCCUUUACCACAUCCCCACGCCGACCGUUUGCCAUGACCGAAACGCCGUCCUCGCCCUCGAGCUCGACCGCCUCGCAAAAAUUCGAAGUGAAAAGGCUUUUAUCCCGUCCUGCCGAUCCGUGUGGCUCUCGUCCGCUUACUCUAGUCUCCCAUCCACCGACACCCGAACCCACUACUAGCACCAAGACCCAGGACGAUGCGAGCACACCCAAGGCCCGCCAGAUGCCCCUCGACGGGCCCAUUCCGUCCGCUCCGUCGUUUACUCUUGCCGAUCCAGCUGCGACUACGCCAGCAUCCGCCUAUGCCCGUGCCUAUGCCCAACGCACCCAAAUGGCAUACCAAGUCGAUGUCGCCGAUCGGGAACACCGGCCAACCGGGGCCCGGUCCAAGUCCCGCCCCCGUGCACCCUCAGAACCUGCCCAACAAGCCCAAGGCCAGUCUCGCAAUCCAUUUGAAUCACCGUCCGGGCGAGUAGUCGCUGUAGGAGACUCUCCUCCGCUCGCUCUCGCGGCGCCGCAAAAACUCCAACCCGGGCGCCGGGAUCAUGAGCGACGGCGAAACCGAUCUCCCCCUCUACACCCCCGAUCGAGAGAAAACGACUCCCACAUGAUGAUGGAAGGAAUGGGAAGCAGGAAGGAACGAUUGGUCACGCGAAAAAGAACGCGUUGGCCUGCGCGGCAUUGGUUUCACACUCGCCCCUCCCUCGGUUCACAUACGCGGUCUCCUGUCUUGUCCGUCGUUCAGUCUACUACGAGUUCCCCUCGGCUUUUGGAUCAGGAUGCCAUGAUGCGUGUGCCCCGCACAAACCAGAGGCGUCUGUCUCGCCAUCUUUCGAUUGAAGACUUUCGGGGGCUUGUUCGCCCUGAACAGGAGGCGGUCACCAAGCUGGACAUCUGGGAGCCUAAGAACACAGGGUCUAAGAAUACCGAGUCUAGGCCCGAGGCAGAAAAAUCGAGCGACAGAGACGGGCGGAUAGUCGGUGCAGGAGAAGGAACGGGAGAGGCAGAGAGCAGCUACGGUUUCCAAGUUUGCUGGCCAGGACCCUCCGAUGGCUCGCACAGAAUCCCAGCCUCCGUUGUUCAGAAAAGACGACCUGCACACCAUAUACAAAGAGUCAUCCCCACCCCUUCUCUCAAAUGCGACUCGUCAUCCAGACGUAGUACCAUGGUCCGUAGCGAUUCCAUGCCUAGCGAGUGUCCCAGACCUACAGCCAUCACCAACGAUGCACGCAGGGAGAACAAAAUUUGGCGCUUGGUCAAGAAGAUGUCGACCGGAACGUUGAAGGAGAAAAAGAGCCACCAAGCUGAAAAGGCGCCCCCGGUUCCUCCUCUGCCUACCAGUCGUCGUAGCUCCGUAUAUGACUAUGGCGAAGAAGUUCGGCCUGACCUUGCGCGAUUCGCAACUCGCGAGCCGAGCACCCAGCCCUCUCGGAACCGUUCUGCAUCUGGCGGGAGGCCAUCGUUGAGCCAUGAAUGGCGUCCGUCGAUGACCAACGACUCGGCCCCGAGCUCGUCUCCCAAGUCUUCAUUUGGCAAGACCCAGAGUCCGAGGACCAGCAUGUCAUCGUACAUUGAUCUGGGAGAAGAGAUCCCUCCUCUCCGUUGGGAAACACAUCGUCUCUCCCGGAGAACUCGCCCAACAGUACAUACCGCGGGACCGCGAACCAUUAGUACCGAGCAACACCCACAACGCGGAGUCGGAGCGUCCCCCAGUCUCCCGCCUCCCAAACGACCCCGCACGGCACAAAAAUCACGAGACAAGGUCGGAUCCAGCAUCACACCUCUCUCGAGCCCUGCAUUGUCCAACGCACCGACGAAACCUAAACCGAACGUGCUUCGACGACCGACCCGGUUAAACGACGACGACUGA